Cooperia oncophora is the source of this 351-nucleotide messenger RNA. The record is from the annotation of a GenBank genome assembly. Lineage: Eukaryota; Metazoa; Nematoda; Chromadorea; Rhabditida; Trichostrongylidae.
AUGAGAUUCACAAAUCUUCUUCAGGAAAUGUUGGAACAAUGUUCAAAUCAAAGCGAGUAUGCAUUCUACAUGCGUGGUGUGAUCGCUCGUAUCGAGGGUGAACUGGAAGAAGCCUUGUCGUGGUUCAGUAAGGCGCUUGCCAUCUCUGCCAACGCGACCACGUAUCUUGUGAAUAUUGGACGAGUUUAUUUCCUCAUGGGCAAUCAUACACUUGCCGUGGAGUACCUGGAGAAAGCUGUGAAGGCGAAUCCGAACGAUUCGAAAGCCUACUACUGGCUGGCUCGUGCGAUCUACCACUUGGACACGGAUUUGUUCAACACGUGUGAAAAAGCACGAGAUUUACUUCUUCAG